Molecule: messenger RNA, 4469 nt
Organism: Hyla sarda
Lineage: Eukaryota; Metazoa; Chordata; Amphibia; Anura; Hylidae
Gene: FBXW7
Product: F-box and WD repeat domain containing 7
Exons: 14
Coding region: 733-2862 (709 amino acids)
Biological process (GO): ubiquitin recycling; proteasome-mediated ubiquitin-dependent protein catabolic process
Cellular component (GO): cytoplasm; nucleus
Molecular function (GO): ubiquitin binding
Source: RefSeq, a predicted model, not a curated record
CUGACGUCAUCCCGGCGCGCCCUCUCUCUCUCUCCUCCGUGCUUGUAUCUCUCCGCGAGCACCUUCCGCUAAGUGUGCGUGUGCCAGUGUGUUCUCCAGCCGCGGCCGGACCCCGUUUGGACACGUGACCCUAUCAGGAAGAAGAUCUAACAAUCAAGGCUGGCAGGGCGAGUAGUAGCCACCAGGAACUGACAUAACUCGCAGUUCAGACAGCAUGAAAGUGAUGACAGGUUCCCACGGGGGUUAUCCAGAUACCACCCCCCAGGUCACCUUGGCAUUCUUCUAUGGCACAUCUGUCUUCAGACGUGAGGCACUAAAGACUCAAAAGGCAUGAAGAAUAAGUCUGCGAGCAGAGGCCAUCUGUACAUGAGGGGUCUCUGAAUAAGAUCGACCAAUUCUGGCAUUUCCAAAGCUUCAGACUGGCAUCCAGCUAUCUAUUCCACUGUAAAGGAGUUGUCUUUUAACCAAACAAUCUGUUUCCUGCUGAGAUUUAAACCAUAAACGCCAAGAGAAGAAACAAUUUUAAUUUCCAGAAUAUCGUUGGCCAUUGUCCCGGCUAUGGAUUUUUUACGCUUGUCCUGACAGGAGCACUGCUUAAAGACUGAAAAGGGAGUUGUGGGAGUCACCGGCAGCUGCUCUCCGCUGGACUAUCUGCUCCAACAGAAUGUGAAAACAUUUGCAUCUUCACACAGUCUAGCGAAUGUCCAUGAAGUAGCAAGCUGGCUUUUGGAAAUGAAUCAGGAACUGCUGUCUGUGGGCAGCAAGAGGCGACGUACUGGAGGUUCUGUGCGAGGUAAUGCUUCUUCCAGUCAAGCAGAUGAGGAGCAAAUGAACAGAGUAGAGGAGGAGGAGGAGGAACAGCAGCACUCAAGACAGCAGGAAGAAGAGCACAUAGUAGUGAAUGGAGAGGUAGAUGGUCCUGGAAGUGUGGAAAGGAGUGACCUCCCUCAAGAGCACUUGGAAGAAAACAAUAACAGCUGUAUUGUAGCAGAUCAUGAGUGUGAAGGCCAGCCCGAGGACAGCGAGCAACAGGAAGAUGAGGAUGAGGAUGAGGAACAUGUUUGUGAUGUGGAAGAUGAGGACGAGGAGGAGAUGGACCAGGACAGUGAUGACUUUGAUCAGUCUGAUGACAGCAGUAGGGAGGAUGAACAUAGAAACGCUAGCGAUAUUCCCAAUUCCAAUAGUAUAAUGGACAUUUCCCUUCAACAAAAGCCCAAUCCUUUCCAAAUGAAAACAAAGAUGAAGAGAAAGUUGGACCAUGGAUCCGAGGUCCGUUCUUUCUCUUUGGGGAAGAAACCCUGCAAAGGCUCGGAGUACACAAGUACGACAGGUCUUGUGCCAUGUACAGCAACACCUACAACAUUUGGUGACUUACGGGCGGCAAAUGGGCAAGGUCAACAACGACGUCGAAUAACAUCAGUACAGCCACCCUCAGGCCUUCAAGAAUGGCUGAAAAUGUUCCAGAGCUGGAGUGGACCAGAGAAGCUUCUCGCCCUCGAUGAGUUGAUCGACAGUUGUGAACCCACCCAAGUAAAGCAUAUGAUGCAAGUCAUCGAGCCUCAGUUUCAACGGGACUUCAUUUCUUUACUGCCUAAGGAGUUGGCAUUAUAUGUACUUUCAUUUCUCGAACCCAAGGAUCUUCUCCAAGCAGCACAGACUUGUCGGUACUGGAGAAUACUAGCUGAAGACAACCUUUUGUGGAGAGAAAAAUGCAAAGAGGAUGGUAUCGAUGAGCCAUUACAUAUAAAGAGGAGAAAAGUAUUAAAACCUGGUUUCACACACAGUCCGUGGAAAAGUGCUUAUAUUAGACAACACAGAAUUGAUACCAACUGGCGACGAGGUGAACUUAAAUCGCCAAAGGUGCUUAAAGGUCAUGAUGAUCAUGUGAUUACUUGUCUCCAGUUUUGUGGUAACCGAAUAGUUAGUGGUUCUGAUGAUAACACUUUAAAAGUGUGGUCAGCAGUUACUGGAAAGUGUCUUCGAACUCUUGUUGGUCAUACGGGUGGAGUCUGGUCAUCUCAGAUGAGAGAUAACAUAAUCAUCAGUGGUUCUACAGACAGGACGUUAAAAGUAUGGAAUGCGGAGACUGGGGAAUGUAUACACACUCUUUAUGGACAUACCUCCACUGUGCGCUGCAUGCAUCUACAUGAAAAAAGGGUAGUAAGUGGGUCCAGAGAUGCCACCCUUCGAGUCUGGGAUAUAGAGACAGGACAGUGCUUGCAUGUUCUUAUGGGUCAUGUAGCGGCUGUUCGCUGUGUUCAGUAUGAUGGACGGAGAGUGGUUAGCGGGGCUUAUGAUUUUAUGGUUAAAGUCUGGGAUCCGGAGACCGAAACCUGUUUACACACACUGCAAGGCCAUACAAACAGAGUCUAUUCGUUACAGUUUGAUGGCAUCCAUGUUGUUAGUGGAUCUUUGGAUACCUCAAUCAGAGUCUGGGAUGUGGAGACUGGGAAUUGUAUCCACACUCUUACCGGGCACCAGUCAUUAACCAGUGGAAUGGAACUAAAGGACAACAUUCUUGUUUCUGGAAAUGCAGAUUCUACUGUUAAAAUAUGGGACAUUAAAACAGGACAGUGUUUACAGACAUUGCAAGGUCCCAACAAACAUCAAAGCGCUGUGACUUGUUUACAGUUUAACAAGAAUUUUGUAAUAACCAGCUCAGAUGAUGGGACUGUAAAACUAUGGGACUUGAAAACAGGGGAAUUUAUUCGGAACCUUGUCACAUUAGAAAGUGGAGGAAGUGGAGGUGUUGUGUGGAGAAUUCGGGCCUCCAACACAAAGCUUGUGUGUGCGGUUGGAAGUAGAAAUGGGACUGAGGAGACAAAGCUGCUGGUGCUGGACUUUGAUGUGGACAUGAAGUGAAAGCUGGGGAAAUUCAUUUGUCCAAAUUUCUAGACUGCAAAAUUCCGCCUUUUUCUGCCUCCCACUUCUUACCCAGUCCUUCCCUCCAAAAAUAUCCAUUGGCCUUGGCAAAACAGGAUCUCAGCUUGGGACAACAUAUUGCGAAGACCUACGCAUGGUGGAUGAGAAGACACCUUGUCACAAAAUGACUUCCCAUUUUGAUGUGGGCUACCUUUUUCUUUUGCAAAAAGGAGGACUCUCAAAAUGAAACCAGGUGCAAUUAUUCCUUACAGUCUCCAGUUGGUCACAGGCCAGUCCAGUAGCUGGGCUGUACUAUAAGCUAGACCCUAACUAAACACUUCACAGGUUACUGGUUGACUUCAAAAGAGAGCGGUUGCAACAAAGUCAUUUUCUGGUUUUUGAAAUGCUGAAAAGAAAUAACUGUGAAUGUUUAUUUUUUAUUUUUUUGUAGUUAUUUUUUUUUUUUUUUUGCGAACUGUUGCCAAUGUCAAUCAAUCACAGUAUUAGCCUCUGUUUCUCUUAUUGUUGCUUCCAUCUACAUGUUUCAAUGUGUAUGUUGCUCUUGGGUGACAGGCUUGUCUUUACGUUCUCAGAUGGAUACAAAUCUCGAUGCUGGUGCUAGCAAGUAGGUCUUUUUAUAAAUGGGAUUGUUGUCCCACAGCUGUACUGUAUUCCCAGUGGCCAAACAUAUUUAUGCUGCUAAAUGAAAGGAGAGGAAAAAAAGCAACAUUUUUUUUAAUUAUUAUUUUACUGCUGUGACGUUUUAGUCCCAGACUGAAUUCCAAAUUUCUUCUAGUUUGGAUACAGAAAAAGACUUUUUGCCACUGAAAUCUGAAUCCACUGUGCCUCUAAGAGGCCGAAAGUGGGGCGAUUUCAGACAAUGUAGAGUGAAGUUUGCUUGCAAAGAAAAAAAGAUUUGAGUGUGUAAAGCUUAUUUUCUUGUUUUUGGGCAAAAUGUAAACACAUUCCUUAGAACAGAGUUGUUGUAGCCUGUUCUUUUGGGAACUUUUUGUUGUGAGGCUGUCGUGAAUGUUAAAAAAAUAAAAAUAAAAAAAAUAUUACAUAAAACUGACAAACAAAACAACUCAUCAGACUCAAUAAAUGACAGUAUUUUGGGGGAAAACAGCUGUUACAGUAAAAUGGGGCAAGUUGACAAAUGAAGCAGAAGGCAAGAUGUUUUUUUUUUUUUUAUUAUUUUUUUUUUUUGGCAGUGCGAGCUUCACGUGCAAAUAUAUUACCAUAUACAAUUGUCAAAAAAAUUGCCUCAUGUUCCAAGAGUCACAACUCAAGCUGAACUGUGAAAAGUGGUUUAACACUGUAUCCUAUGCGACCUUUUGAAAAAAAAAAAAAUUUAGACUUUUUUUUUCCGUUCCUCCUCAUCCUAUAUUUUUUUUUUUUAUUAUUUAUAGUCUGGUUUUAAAAUAAUCAGAUUUCCAUUUUGUUCAUUUUACAGUUCUGUAACAACAUGAUGUGAUGGAGGAAAACAUUGUUUAAAGGGAUUGUGUCUAUGGUUUGAUUCACUUAGAAAUUUUAUUUUCUUAUAACUUAAGUGCAAUAAAAUGUGUUUUUCAUGUUACAGACUUUUAUUGGUGCCUUUUUAACAUUGA